Molecule: messenger RNA, 525 nt
Organism: Perkinsus marinus ATCC 50983
Lineage: Eukaryota; Perkinsozoa; Perkinsida; Perkinsidae
Exons: 5
Coding region: 1-525 (174 amino acids)
Source: RefSeq, a predicted model, not a curated record
AUGGUAGAGAUGGGGGGCUCCUUGGACCCGUUGGUGUCUACGGCUUCGGCCAGUGUUUUCCCUCACGGGUCGCCUCUGCAUAUGAGGAAGUACGUUGACGGCAUGUUCAUUGGCGGUCGAGGUGAGGGGAACAUCCGAGAAGGAGAGAUGCUACUGGGGGCGGACUCGGCGCGUGGUUCUUCCAGUGGGGGAAUCGAAGAUGUGAGGACUGUUAUUGGGAAGCUCAUCAUGAUGGGGAUGGCUACUGAUGAGAGCAGGGAACGGCAGGUUGGCGCUCAUAGUGAGACACUGGAUGAAAGAGCUCGUCGUUCAUUGGACUCCGAAGGGCUUCUCAGUUUGGUGGAAUCACAGCUGCUACCUUUGAUGGAGAAUAGGAAGGCGCUCAGCAAGAUGAGAGAGCCGGAGGGGCUGGACGGAGUUGUGGUCGGCGAGGUGAUCUCGAGAAGAAGAGGAAGGAGGAGUACUUGGAGGAGCGAGAGAGGGAGAGGGAGAAGGAACGGCAGAGGGAACUCCAACGUGUUGUAA